GACUUAAACGGCGGAGCUAACGUGCUGCUUCGUUGCGACAGGGCGACUCCUCUUUUGCAUUUCUUUGUUUAGGGGGUAAAAUUGUCAGUGUAAUUGUGUGGCAAGGAGGAGAAAAACCGGUCGGAGGAGGUGAGCGGGUUCGGGCCUGGACUGGGCUGGAGGAGCUGGUGUGACGUAGCUCUCCACCAACACACACACACACACACCGGCUGCCGCUGCGCCUGCCAGAAUCUCAAUGUGGGGAAAUGACCGCGAGUGACCUCAAAGGAAGCACUGUGUUUUAGCAACUGCUAUUAUUUUCAUUUAAUCGUUAAUCAAAGCAAACAUGUGCGGUAAUUUUUAGCGUUAUAUUUUAGAUUAAAAUACGUUACAUUGCGGGGAAGGAUACGGCUAGCUGGUCGCGCGACUGUCUCACUAGCUCGGGGCUAACAUUAGCUAAGCUAAAAUAGCCGGGUUCUCAUCGCUAGCGGUCGGGCUUUUACAUUUUCUCUUCCUGCAGAUGCUAAGCUAAGCUAGGCUAGCUUGCUGCCAUGGAUAAAGCCAAGUCAUUGAUCGACAAGAAAGGAGCGUCUGGACCCUUUCAUGUCAACAACGGCCAGAGCCAGAGGGGGUUUCACGCCAACGGCAGCUGCUGCAGCGGCGGCGGCAGCAACGGACCCAACAGCAGCAGCAGCACCUUUGACAACAUGCAUCACCUGCACGAUGCAGAGUGCAACGGGUCCCCGGCGAAGAGGAGCAGACUACGGAGGAGGACGGAGUCGGUGCGGCGGAACAGACCCCCCUUCCCCUGGUUUGGUAUGGACAUCGGUGGCACCUUGGUAAAGUUGGUUUACUUUGAGCCAGUCGAUAUCACUGCAGAGGAAGAACAGGAAGAAGUGGAAAACCUCAAGUCUAUCCGCCGCUACCUCACCUCAAAUGUGGCCUAUGGUAAAACUGGCGUCCGUGACGUCCACCUGGAGCUAAGGAACCUGACCAUGUGCGGCAGGACGGGGAACCUCCACUUCAUCCGCUUCCCAACGCAGGCCAUGCCCCGUUUCAUCCAGAUGGGUCGCGACAAGAACUUCUCCAGCCUGCACACAACACUCUGCGCUACCGGAGGCGGGGCGUACAAGUUUGAGAAUGACUUCAGAACGAUGGCUGACCUGGAGCUGCUGAAGCUGGACGAGCUCGACUGCCUGAUCCGCGGCCUGCUGUUUGUGGACCGGGUUAGCUUCAACGGACACCCGGAGUGCUACUACUUCCAGAACCCAUCAGACACCCAGAGCUGUGUGAAGAAGCCCUGCACCCUGGAAGACCCCUUCCCCAUGCUGCUGGUCAACAUCGGCUCCGGGGUCUCCAUACUGGCCGUGUACUCAGAGAACAACUACAAACGGGUGACUGGGACCAGUCUGGGAGGUGGUACAUUCCUGGGCCUUUGCUGUCUGCUGACUGGCUGCGAGACGUUCGAGGAGGCGUUGGAAAUGGCAAGCAAGGGCGACUCUACCAAUGUGGACAAACUGGUGAAAGACAUCUAUGGUGGAGACUACGAGCGAUUUGGCCUGCAGGGCUCGGCUGUUGCAUCCAGUUUUGGUCACAUGAUGAGCAAAGAGAAGCGAGACAGCAUCAGUAAGGAAGACCUGGCCAGAGCCACACUGGUUACCAUCACUAACAACAUAGGAUCCAUAGCACGCAUGUGUGCUGUCAAUGAGAAAAUUGAGCGUGUGGUGUUUGUUGGGAACUUCCUCCGCAUCAACACAGUGUCCACAAAACUGCUAGCCUAUGCCAUGGACUUCUGGUCUAAAGGACAACUAAGAGCCCUCUUCCUGGAACACGAGGGUUAUUUUGGAGCUGUCGGGGCGCUGAUGGAACUUCUCAAAACAACAGAGGACCCGUGAAGGAAAUAAUGCCGUGACAUCAUCAUCCCUCGACAAGACGAUGUCAUGCACCCCUGAAUGCUGUGAUGUCAUCAACUCUCGAUGCUGUGACGUCAACAACUUUCGAUGCUGCUGAAAGGUCCUGUUCACAGAGGCCGCUAAAGGAACAAUAAGAGAGAGACACAGAAACUGAGAAAAGCCAUUUUAAUAAUUUAACACUUGUAAAUAAUUAUAACCUCUAACAUUCAUCUCCUAAACUUCCCAAACAGAGUCCCCCUAUCAUAGAGGUUUUAAUAUUGUAAUCUUUAAUUUAUGGUUUCCUGUAAUCAGCCCUGUGUCAGGAAGCACAGAGACACAGAGUAUUUUAAUGUUUUUUGUCACGGUGUGUAUUUGUGUGAAUAGCUACUGUAGCAUUACGUCGUGGAGGCUGUGGUUCCACAGGCGUCUAUUUGUGCAACAAUUCUUUAAGAUGGGAUGUCUGCACAAAAUGAAGGUAAUUGGGCAUUUUAACCACCAGGGACUCAAGGAAAUUCAUUUUCUGCAACCCAGAACAGAAACACCAACAAUGCCUCCUGCCUUCAGCUGUCAGAGUGCAGACUGACUGCUGUAGCCGAACCUUUCAGUAAUGUCACUGAUGCUGUAAAAGCAUCACAGGGUAAAGGUUGGGAAGCAUUUUGUUGUUGCACAAAAAGUUGCCCACCAUACUCCAGUCUUUUAGGGAGUGCAAUGAAGCCAAAUCCUGUUGAGAUUCGUACAACAGCUGCUUCCUUCAGUCCAAAUGGAAAACAGAAAAACGGUCUUUAAUUCUUUCUGUUGCUCCACUGCACAUGGCCUUUGCUUUUAUUGUUUUGUUUCUCCUCCGUCUGCCUACAUGUUAACAACAUUAACAACACCAUAUUGCCACACAUGCAUACCUAAUCUGCUGAGUUUAGUGUUAGAUCAUGGGACCAAGACAUUGUCUUCCAACGGAUGGCGCUAUAGAAGGUGUCCGAAUUGUUGUUUUCUCUCAACUAGCAUUACUGCCACUACAGUUUAGAACCCCGUCUGCCUUCGCCUUCUUCAUGUUGUUGGCCAACAUUCCCCAGCUGAUCAGUUUUUCAUUCUUCUUCGACCAUUUUAGAUUAGUUAAAAUAAGAUUUGGCCUAUCAAGUAAAUAAUGAAAAAUGCACAUCCCAAGUCCAAGGUGAUGUCUGAAAUUGUCUUGUCAGUCCCAAUGAUAUCUAGUUGCAUAUGCUAUAAAACAGAGAAAGGCAGGAGUGUCCAUAUUUGAGACCCUGAAAAAAUGAAUUUCCUGCAAUUUUUGCCUGGGAAAAUUACUUAUCAAUUUUUAUUUCUUUUUUUAAUCAGAAUUUAACACACAUUAUGGCACUGGCAUGUUUGUCCUGAUCCAAGUCUAUAUCAAAACUAGAACAUGCACCUUAGACAAGCUUUUUUUUUUUUUUUUUUCUCAAAUCGCAUUUUACAAAAAUAUUGGCUCUUUCAAAUUGUAGUGAAACAAUGGCCUGAGAGUCUGGGAUGGAAACCCUUCUUGAUAUCCUGAAUUGCCUGUAAUAAUGUUCUGAGAAGACAUUUUAAAGGAAUUGUAUAAUCUGGAGAAGCUAGAAUUGUAAAUGACAUGCACACCUCAGCUUCUAGGCAAGGUUUGCUUGUUAUUGUGGAUGACAGUGAAUUGCAGACACCAUAGCUGUUUUAAGAAACCUAGUUUAUAGUUUCCUGUAAUGUCCCCUUCCUCCCAGUCUGGACCUUUACAGCCUUUUAUCUCUGUGUAAUCUCCACACAGUUAUACUAUAAAUCUGGGUGGUGCUAUCGCCACUUUCCACUGCUUUACAUAUUUAGAACCACUGUCUACACGCCUUUACUCUCCAGCAGAGAAACUGUGCUCUUGUAAAUUACCACCAUCUCUCAGUUUUAUACACUACACUUUUUGUUGUUAAUAUACCUCCAACCCAUCACUACCCACAUUUUCCUGAAAAGUGUACAAGUUUUUUUUGACAGGACCUUUAUAAAGUUUAACCCUCAGUAAUAAUAACAAGGCUAAGAUCCCUAACAGCUAGUUGAAUGUUGUGCAAGUAUUCUGAACGUCUUUGCACAAAAUCAAGUGAUUCCUGUAAUCGACUUUAUACCAUCUAACGUACCCACGGACUGCACUUUGACCUCAGCAAAUAUUUUUUUUUCUGCUGUGCAGUUUGAUAAUGGGCCACAUAGUUCUUCGAAAGUUAUUCAAACCUGAUGUUUUUAUCCACAAUAAACUAACAUUUUAAGAGAUUUGCUGUUGAAGCAGUAACAUUUGCAAAUUAUAGAUUGAACAUAUUCAAAACAGAUGAGGGCCCUUUAUAAUGUUUAUAAUUAGGGUUAAUCCUCUGUAAUUCAUACAUACUAAAAGUUAAAAAAGUGUGUAUUGUCUGUAUUGGAUACUUGAUUGUAACUGGCUUUAUUAACUAUAUGUUGGCUUCAGUAAUCCAAAUGCCAACACUUGUGCAAGUGUUACAAGUAAAACUGGCAAAUACUAUUUGGUAGUAGUGUUGUGGAGGGAUUUGUGCAUUUUGCAAGCAUUUCCUCUGCAGUGGUGACACUGCAAAUGUUCUUUUAAGGUGCUUUUAUGGUCUGUUUUUAGAUUUGCCUUUUUUCCAACUCAUGUUUGGAUGAUAAAAGUGGCCUCGACCAGCCAGGUGCCGCUCAGCUUUAAAACUGGGCUGGUGUUGGUUAUCUUGUGCCACCCCUUAUUCUCAUAUAAAAACCCUCAUCAGUUGCCUUCACUGUGUGUUAGCCUGGUUACACCGCGUCUGUGCCCUUCAUAUUCCUGUGUGAUUUCAUUUCUUACCUGCUGAACUUCACCUCACUGUUUUUGUUGUGUUGUGCAUGUGAUUCUCUUUGUGUUCGGGUGUCACACUUGCUUUCUUUGCUUGUUUUUUUGUUUGUUUUGUUUUUGCCAUGGUACUGCAGCAGAUGAUUCAGUGCAGUUAACGCACAUUAAAUGUCAGUGUUCGGCAUUCACAACUAUCUGCUAGUCCCAAGAUUGUUCUUCCACUCGUACUGUUGUGGUUUUGAUAAUAAAAUUUGAUCAUUUAGAACCCCACAUCAUACUUUCGGUAACACAAAUCAAUUAUAAUAAGAACUGGAAUGUUAGAUGUUUACCUGAUACCUCUAUUUUUAUUAUUUUUUGGGUAACAGUUUGGUUUGGGAACAUUUUUCAAAAGGUAUGUCCUAUUAUGAUCGUUAUCCUGCUUUUGUUGUGGCCAGUAGUGAGUAAUAAUGUGAGUCUACGUGUUAUAAUAUGUGUUUUGAAUAUAAUGUUGUACAGAGUUUCUUUUCAUGGUUCAUUUUCGGUUGGCACAAAAGAACCAGUGCGAUUGUUUCCUGAAAUGUAUAUCCCUGCUUUCAUGCUCUGUCAGGCAGAAGAAGCCUUUUCAAACAUGUGGUGAUUUGCAGCAUUUAUAAAAGUGAUCAGACUGGAAAGAAGUUGUACCUCUUAAACACAUAUCAUCGUGUCCUGCAGAGCCUUUUAUCUCAAAACAGAUGGACGUCCAAAUCGAAGGAGCAUUUCUUCAUGGAAGCCAGUUUUAACAUUUUUUUAAUCUGCUGUUUAACAUGUGGCUCAGUCCUGGUGUCUGUUUGAAGAUGAUGCUUUGACUCUGCAUAACAUAGAUGACAUGUUUUAAAGUUAAUUUUAAAGUGUACCUGUAUGUUUUCAGUCACAGUGUAACUGCAAGUUAUAGCAUAUUUUCCAUAUUCAACUAAUCUAAAACUGUUCUAAGCCAAACUCACAAGUUGCCAUGUGGAUAUCAUGAGUCCCAAUAUGUGUAGUAUUUUUGUACCUAACUAUUGUACUGAUGCACCACUGCAGCUUCAGUGUUUUUGACUACAAAAACCAAAAUAACACUUUAAAUUCUUCACAUUAACCGUGUUUAUGUUUUCAGCAACAAUGCUCAAGAGACCCAACCAUUCAAAGCAGUAUCACAUAGUUGACAUCUUUAUUAAGUUUUGCCAUUUUCUGUGACUGCAACACAGAUACAGUAUGAGGCAAGAAUUCAGAUAAUUAUGUUAUUAAGACUCAACAAUGUGGCUGUUUAUCUGCUUUGAUGGUGGUCUGAGUUGUGAUUUUAGAGUUUGGGGUUUUGAACCUCACUUUUGUUUCGGGUUAAUUUCCCACCGGGACCACCUGUACUCGGAUCAGUAUGUAUGUCUCGGUACUGUAAGGAGCGUUGGCUGAACGCGUCCACCGAACGGCAAAUGUCAUGUCCCCCAUAGUGUUAUCUAACUAACAGGCUAUGCAGUAACUCAUCCAUUGAUCUCUUUGUCCCUUUCAACAAACUCACCUCUUCUCUAAAGCUACCAGAGUUGAUUUGACUUGUUUGUAAAUGUUUUUAAAAAUAUAUGCAACCCUGUUAGUUCUCCCCUUGUAAGAAAUCCUGUUUGAAUCUUGACGGAGUUUCUCCUCCUGAAGUUUCUGUCCUGCUGAUAUAGUUGUAAACACUAUUUAAGGUGGAAGCUCGCAACAGGAUGCUUAAGGCUGAAUUAUGAACCAAUUUAGUGAACUAAGCGCGCUUUUUCAGUGUGAUCUGUGUGACGUAAUCAUGCUGAACAUGUACGCACUGUUUACAUACCUACAGUUAUUAUGAAUCCAAACUUUAUCUUGUUGGAUGAACAACCCUGGUAAACACCUUGUUGCUGUCAGACUUCAGUCAAAGUGACGCAAUGUCCCUUGUGACCUUCUGACCCUUUUCACUUGUGUAACGUUUUUCGCACUCACUUUGCUGGAGGAUUUCCUCAGAGGUUCUUAAUCUUGUCAAACAUCCUGUUGCGUGGACACGUCCAGCCUAUUGAAAACUGUCUUCUGGAAUGCUUGACUGGCAGGACAGACCUUAACACCCUUGUGUAUUUGAUUGUACAGAGAUUUUGUAAAUAAUAUUAAUAUGAUAUAUUCUACACCAGCAAUCUGUCUGUUGAUUAAGUUGUUUCAACUGUUCAGGGCCUGGCUUCCCAAACAUGACUCGGCACUUAUUUACAAUCCCGACGCAGACAGAAGACGCACCGAGACAAACCACUUUUCUCUGUAGCUCUGUUCUGCAGCUGUAAUGAAUAAUAUUAGGACUAGAUAUAUUUGUAGACAAUUAUUAGUGUUUGGCAGCCAUUGUAGAGUCCCUCGUUUUAACCUUUAUUGUCACUUUAAUAUAAUUUUAUCAAUUCCAUUCAGAUCCAUUUGACUUUUAUUAUAUAUAACCAUGCUAAAUAAGUCAUACGUACUCUGAUUGAGAAUUGAAGGGGAAUGUGGUCUGUUCAAUAAAUGUUUAGAUUGAUGCUCUUGGUGCCCACAGUUCGGACGCUUGUUUUCUGUCUGCUGGAUUUCUGUGCCGCUUGUUCCACACCGGCUCCUCUGGCUGUAGACGUUUUGGGAAGCCCAGUGCUGGUUGUGGGCGUCAGUUCUGCUGCUGCUUUUAACUCCGGUUUGAAAUAAGAAAGGGUUAAAAAGAAAGAAAAAAAUAUAAUAAAAAAAAUGGCUCCCUGCCUUGUGCAAUGCGUAUGUAAUGAAGUGAAGAGAUUUUUUUUUUUCUAAAACGGAAUUAAACUAAAACUGGAUAAGA
Messenger RNA from Centropristis striata (black sea bass), 7435 nucleotides. Its product is annotated as pantothenate kinase 1-like. Bases 531 to 1874 code for a protein of 447 amino acids. Gene Ontology annotation, biological process: coenzyme A biosynthetic process. Lineage: Eukaryota; Metazoa; Chordata; Actinopteri; Perciformes; Serranidae. The transcript has 8 exons. Gene Ontology annotation, cellular component: nucleus; cytosol. The record is from RefSeq and is a predicted model, not a curated record. Gene Ontology annotation, molecular function: ATP binding; pantothenate kinase activity.